GCGUGCAGCGCCCCUGGCCUCGAAUGAAACACACUGGAUCAGCAGCAGCAGCUUUUCAUUGAAGGGAAACUGAGAGAAAGAAGGGGGCUGUCAGAGACUUCAAGCAGACUGUAUCUCAGGAGCAGGGGCCAAAAAACUCAGGCGGGCAAGCGUGUGAAGGUCAAUCGUGUUCAGCCAGAUAAUGACGGAGGUUAGCGAGAUAUUGAUGUCGGUUCUGUCUACGAUUCGGGUUCCGAGGCCCGGAGAUCGUGUUCACAAAGACGAGUGCGCCUUCUCGUUCGCCAGCCCGGAGAGUGAGGGAGGCUUGUAUGUCUGCAUGAACAGCUUUCUCGGCUUUGGAAGUAAGUAUGUCGAAAGACACUACGCCAAAACCGGUCAGAGAGCUUACCUGCACAUCACCCGGACCCGGAAAACACAGAAGGAGGAUGAAAACAAUUCUGGAUCAGGUGACCCUCCGAAAAAGAAGCCCACAAGACUAGCCAUUGGGAUUGAGGGAGGGUUUGAUGUUGAGCAGGAGCAGUAUGAGGAAGAGGUCAAGGUGGUUCUGUUCCCAGACCAACAGGAAGUGACAUCAGAGGAUCUAGCCUCCAUGCCAGAUGUUGUUCGGGAACGGGUGUCUCUGUCGAUGGCGGGGCUGCAGGCAGCAGACUCAGUGUCACACACUUUGCAGGUGCAGCAGUGGGAUGGAGAAGUGCGACAGGAGUCAAAACACGCAGCUGAACUUAAACAACUCGACAAUGGGGUCAAAAUCCCUCCGAGUGGCUGGAAGUGUGAGGUCUGUGACCUACAGGAAAACCUGUGGAUGAAUCUGACAGAUGGAAAGAUUUUUUGUGGGCGGAGAUAUUUUGAUGGCACAGGGGGGAAUAACCAUGCCCUCCUGUACUACCAGCAGAGUGGAUACCCAUUGGCUGUCAAACUCGGCACAAUAACACCUGACGGAGCAGAUGUCUAUUCAUACGACGAAGAUGAUAUGGUAUUAGACUCUAAGCUUCCAGAACAUCUUUCUCACUUUGGCAUCGAUAUGAUGACUAUGGAAAAGACGGAAAGAACCAUGACUGAGCUGGAGAUCGCAGUGAACCAGCGUGUGGGAGAGUGGGAGGUGAUUCAGGAGUCAGGUUCUACUCUGAGGCCCCUGUGGGGCCCGGGGCUCACCGGUAUGAAGAACCUGGGAAACAGCUGCUACCUCAACUCUGUCAUGCAAGUGCUCUUCACCAUCCCGGACUUCCAGACCAAAUACGUUUCCAACAUCGACAAGAUCUUUAAUGCGGCGCCCAGUGACCCUACCCAGGAUUUUAAGACUCAAGUAGCAAAGCUGGGUUAUGGCCUUCUGUCAGGAGAGUACUCUAAGUCGGCCCCUGACCCCGGAGACGACCCCAGUACCUCUACUGAGCCCAGGGGUGACCAGGUUGGCAUAGCACCUCGUAUGUUCAAAGCUCUGGUUGGACGAGGCCACCCUGAGUUCUCUACCAAUCGGCAGCAGGAUGCGCAGGAGUUUCUUCUUCACUUUAUAAAUAUGGUGGAGAGGAACUGUCGGUCAGGCAUGAAUCCCUCAGAAGCUUUCCGCUUCCUAGUGGAGGAGAAGAUCGUAUGCCAGCAGUCACAAAAGGCCAAAUAUACCCAACGAGUGGACUACAUGGUCCAGCUGCCCGUUCCCAUGGACCAGGCAACUAAUAUGGAGGAGCUGCAAGAAGCGGAGCGUCGCAGGGAGGAGGCGGAGUCAUCUGGAGCCCCUCCCUCUGCUGCACCACGUGCUCAAAUCCCAUUUGCUGUCUGUUUGGCUGCUCUUAGCGAACCGGAAACACUCACAGAUUUCUGGAGCUCUGCAGUGCAAGCCAAAACCACUGCCACAAAGAUCACUCGCUUUGCUUCAUUUCCUGACCAUCUUGUCAUCCAAAUUAAGAAAUUCACCUUUGGCCUGGACUGGGUUCCUAAAAAACUAGAUGUGAGCAUUGACGUUCCUGACACACUGGAUCUGAGCGCACUCCGUGCCAUGGGACAGCAGCCAGGGGAGGAGCUUCUGCCAGAGGUGGCUCCACCUCCUCUCAUGACCCCUGAUGUGGAGGUUAAAGGUAUCCUGGGUUUCCACGGCAACGAGGAGGACGACUCUCUCUACUCCCCACUGCUGUCUCCGGUGUUGGAUGACUCCACAGUGUCUCAGCUGUGUGAGAUGGGUUUUCCUCUGGAGGCCUGCAGGAAGGCCGUGUACUACACAGGCAACACUGGCAUUGAUGCUGCUAUGAACUGGGUGAUGGGACACAUGGAAGACCCUGAUUUCUCAGCACCUUUAGUGUAUCCUGGAUCUAGUUCUGCUCCUGGCACCACUCCCACCGAGAGUCUACCUGAGGAACAUCUAGCAACUAUUAUUUCUAUGGGAUUCAGUCGAGACCAGGCCACUCGCGCUCUCAGAGCUACGAAUAAUGUUCUCGAGCGAGCCGUGGACUGGAUCUUCUCUCAUCUGGAUGACCUGGAGUCCAUGGAUGUGUCUGAAGGUGGGCGCUCAGAGGGAGGAAGUGAAACCAGUCGGGAACCUCCUCCAGGACCGUGUGUCCGUGACGGACCAGGAAAGUAUGAGCUUUUUGCGUUCAUCAGUCACAUGGGAACGAGCACAAUGUGUGGUCAUUAUGUCUGCCACAUCAAGAAGGACCAACAGUGGGUAAUCUUUAAUGAUCAGAAAGUUUGUGCCUCUGAGAAACCACCUAAGGACCUGGGCUACCUGUACUUUUACAGAAGAGUGGUGGAAUAGAGUAAACUAGAAUAGCAUUUCCCACACACACACACACUCAUCUGUAUCUGAUCUACUGAAACAGUAGGCCCAGACUCCUGCUUUUAAACUGACGCACCAUUUAAUAAGUCAAAGCACUUCUCCAUCAAAUAUAUUCACUACAGAGAGAACCGUAAUAAAAGACAGAAGAGAAAAAAAGAGAUGUAAGAUGUGAGGAUUAGAGUGUUCUUACUCAAAACGCCUUGUUGUACAACGCCUUACCACACAGACACACACACACACACACACACAAGUCUCCUUCGUGCCUCCCCCUGAUUGGAUAGUGGCUGUUGUGACAUCAUCGCUUUUAGAGCUAAGCUCCACCUUCCUUCGUUUGUGUGUUUCAGAAUGUUCCUGUAAAUGUUUAAUGGCAAGUAAAUGUCACUAAAUCACAAAAAACAGCUAAAUACUAUAUAUUGGAAUUUUAAAUUUAAAAAAAAAAAUGAAUGCAAAAGGUGUUGUGCAGUUUCACUUUUUUCCUUAUGGUUUGUUCUCCUUUUUGGGGGGAGGAAAGAAUUCCUUUUGUUCUUUUUGCUUUAAAAUAAAAAAGUGUCUCUUUGCUGCUUCUGACUCUGUGUAUUGCUUAUGGAUGUGUAUUUAGGAGCUUUCUGCCAAAUGCAGUGUCAGCAUUAAUAAACAUUUUAUGUUUAUUACAGAAAGUAACAUGUGAAUGCACUGGCAAUACUGAAAGUGGAAAGAGUAUUGAUAAAUGUAAAAGCAUGAAACUCUUCUAAGUGUAUAAAGAACACGAAUGACAUUUGGUAAUUUAUCUGGUUAACAACGGAAAGUUAAAGCCUCAUGAUAUUUCACUGCUGAUAAGCUUUGGUUCAGGUUUUUGUGUCGGCUGGUUUCCCGCACACGUUAGUUUUUACCAGUUGGACUAAAUGCACAGAACUUGCCUCAAACUUUGUCAACAAACACAAAACAGCAUCCAAAC
Molecule: messenger RNA, 3698 nt
Organism: Cyprinus carpio (common carp)
Lineage: Eukaryota; Metazoa; Chordata; Actinopteri; Cypriniformes; Cyprinidae
Product: ubiquitin carboxyl-terminal hydrolase 5-like
Biological process (GO): protein deubiquitination
Molecular function (GO): zinc ion binding; cysteine-type deubiquitinase activity; protein binding
Source: RefSeq, a predicted model, not a curated record